AUGGCUAAGGCAAAAAAACAUGGAAAACUUCUCUCAGAUAUUGUCAUCGCCGUAUGGCAAUACAUUCGUGAUUUAAAAGGUGGUCGGCUUUAUUCAUACUUGUUGAAGUUGAUUGUAGGCCCAUCAGAUUUCGCGUCGCUGGCCUCAAAAGAACGGCAACGAUUGCAGGAAGAGGUUAAGCACAAAAUGGCGAAGGCCAAAGAGAAAGCCUUCAAAGAACGAUUUAAGGGAAUUUCAUUAACCACAGUCGACCAAAAGAAACUGUAUGUGAUAGAUAAAAAUUGCGCCUUUGUACAAGUCUACAACGGUGGAUUUAUUGGUACGCAGCCGAUGAAUAAUUUGAGCUAUUGGAUCUCUUUAAUCGAGUCAGGAAAAUUGGUUUUAGCAACAAAAGAAAUUGAAGCUCAAAUUUUAUCCACUCAAGGGUCGGCCAUGCCACCUAAGUCAAAAAAGCAAGUCACUCGCCAACAGGAAAACAGCUCCGUUGUUGAGAGAAUAAGAGCAUACCGGCAUAAGCAAUUUGUCGGGCCGAAUGGUCUUCGAGUGAAGAUAUUCGAAAAUCUUGCCGAGAUUUCUCACGAAAACGGACUCUGUGAGCAUUUAACAGGAAGUGGUUUGGCUCGUCUCUUUGAUGAGAUAGAAACUGGCGUGCUGCAGGAGGUAGAUGGGUUUCAGAAUGUGAAUAUCAAAAAAGUGAUAAAAGCGACAGACCUACCGAAAAUUGAGCAUAUGCGUCUGCUUGCGAUGGACGUUCAAGAGACAUAUGAAUCCCAUGAACGCCAUGUUCCUCAUCAAGACAUUGUCAGGCCAAUUCAGAAAAAAACAGUGCCAGUCGGCACAGUAAAACAGAAAGUGACGCCAAGCCACGCAGUUGACGUUUCUGAAAAAAAAGCUGUUGAAAAAUCCGCUGUGUCGAUUUUGGCUGUUGAUGCGACAAGUAAGGCCGAGCUUGGUCAAAAAUUGAUGACUGAAUACGCGGUCGGGGACAAGUUGCCUUCUGGUGAAACGGUAUUGAGUGUUUCGAAAAAUGCGGAUGUAAAGGUGCCGGCAAAACCGAAACAAGAAGUGGCCGUCCAAUCGGAAAGAAAACCGAUGGAAUUGGUCACUUUUGGAACAAAAAAUAAUGAUGUGGUUGAUCGCGAAAAUAAUCUCAAUCCGGUUUUGAUGAAGGUCGGACGGGUUAAGUCGGUGCUGGCCGCCGAUAUGGUCAUUAAUGGUGACGUCGAACUCUCCGAUUAUGGCGUUCGGAUUCAAGCGCACAUAACCGGGAACGUCACGCAGCGCGGAUCGAGCCUGGUCAUCAUCGACAAGGAUUCGGUCGUCGAAGGCGAAAUACGUGGUCGAUACAUCAUCGUAUUGGGGAAAGUAAAAGGAAAGAUUUUCGGUGAGCGAAUUGUCGUUGGUGCGACGGCGCUGAUCGAAGGUGACGUGAUAUAUAGAAAUACCUUUACACCCAUUGCCGGCGCAAAAAUGCGUGGACAGAUCAACCAACAGGAUGAAGCGUUAUUUUCUGACGAAGUGACGCCUAUGCCACAAAAUCCGGAAAGAAAACUGGGUGACGAUGUGGUCCCGCAAGAGAAUUUGAUUAAGCCUGUAAUUGAGCAAAAACCUGUUCUGGAUUUCUCUCAUUCAUCCGUUUUACCUACGUUUUCCGUAAAACCGGCAUUUGCCGGGAAAGCAUGA
Messenger RNA from Helobdella robusta, 1683 nucleotides. RefSeq lists its product as hypothetical. The record is from RefSeq and is a predicted model, not a curated record. The transcript has 3 exons. Bases 1 to 1683 code for a protein of 560 amino acids. NCBI's taxonomy places the organism in Eukaryota, Metazoa, Annelida, Clitellata, Rhynchobdellida, Glossiphoniidae.